GUUUCUACGCGCAGGUGCAGCUUUCCUCUCGUCCGCUCAGGCAGAGUAACAUUCACUUACACCAAACGGCUCUUAUCAGCGCCGCUAAAGCGUGACGCCAGGGUUUCGAGGUCGAAGUGCAAGGUAAAAAAAAGAAUAAAUAAACAAAUAAAUAAACUAGAGCAAAAGAAACCAACCCACAGUCUGUUUGUUACCGAGAGCGUGGAUGAAGACUGUUCGAGUCGUCGACUUUUUCCACUGAGGAGGCAAAUAUAUAUAUUUUAGUCCUGCUCGCUCAUUCCACACAGAGGAGCUGACCUGCUCAGCAGCGCGGAGCUCCCGGGAACAAACUUAAUACAAAGAGUCGCUCGAGAAGCACUUCGUCUGUAAAUACCGUGGUUUAUUCCGGAGGACUCGGAGAAACGAGGACAUUGACCAGAAGGAGAAGAAGGACAGGCGGACUUGUAGUGCUGAGACAUGGAGAGCCGAAGUUGGGAGAAACUUGCCUUUUUGCUGGCUUUGCUGAAUCUGCAGUGCUUUUGCCCAGGAUUUUUGGCCGAGCUUCAGUUGCCCCAGACGAAUGUGGUGGCGAUUCAGGGGCAGAAUUUAGUCCUCCAGGCCAUAUACACAGGAGAUGUCCUCACCUCAGGCACCAUUGUCUGGAACUACUUUGCUACUUCAUCUGAAAGAAUUACUGACUUUAUAACUGUCACCAUUCCUCAUGCGCCUGUCAUCAACCCUGCAUAUGUAGGCAGAGUGGGGUUUGUCUAUAAAAUGCCCAAUAACAACAUGUCGAUUUACCUCAAUAACGUGGUUGAGUCUGAUUCUGGACGAUAUGUGUGCCAGUUGGUACUGCCCAAUAUUUCUGUACCUCCAAAGGAGCUGACACUUGAUGUGACAGUUCCUCCUUCUAUGCCCGUUUGCGAGCUGCAAGGAACGCCAGAAGUCAAAUCCAAUGUCACACUCACCUGCAAGAGCUCUGGCAAACCUGCACCGAAGUACAAAUGGUCCAGAACCAGCCCCACCUCUGAGAUUUUCUUCUCCCCCGCUCUCAAUGAGGUUACAGGCAUCCUCAAGCUGAAUAACCUGAGUACCAACAUGUCUGGGAAGUACGAGUGUACAGCAUCAAACUCUGCAGGAGUUGCCAAGUGUUACAUUAACCUGGAGGUCAUCACUUCAUCUAAGGCUGGGGUGAUAGCUGGUGCCACAAUAGGUGUUUUGUUGGGUCUCAUCCUCAUUAUCCUUGCCAUCAUUUUCUUCUGGGGACGGAGAAAGAAGGAGACAGAGGACGAUUUGGCCAACGAUAUCAAGGAGGACGCUCAGGCUCCUAAACGCGUCUCAUGGGCCAGGAGUGGCACAGGCUCUGAAAUCAUCUCUAAAAAUGGCACACUGUCAUCUGUUCGCUCCAGCCCUCUACCUCUAGACACACACGACAACCAUCACCAUCAAUACCCUAUCACAUAUCCCACUUCUGACACCGCCUCUAUCAUCACAAGCAGCACAAGCUACCGGCCCCAACCCGCAGGCAUCUCCAGCACCCCAGAACACACUCUGCCCGGCUACAACAACAAUGUCUCGGUACUAAGCAAUCCCCCUGCACCCAUCAGCUCCAAUGGAGGCUCCCUACCCAGGACUGGAGCCCUUCAGCCCCCGACCUCACGCUAUGUUCCUACCCCAAGCGGAGUGAGCGCCGCCAACCUCUCCCGCAUGGGAGGCGUGCCCAUUAUGGUUCCUGCACAGAACCAAGCUGGUUCUCUCGUCUAAGGCUGAGGUUUAUUAGCUAUGUAGAGUGCCCCCUGCUGGAACUUACACUGGAAAUGACUGAAUGUGGAAGUGAAUUUAUUAAAACGAAGAGCUUUAGAGUUUUUUCACUGACUGUCCUGAAAAUGUGCAGCAUGUAAUGUUACCUUAUUUACAUAAUUGACUUUUUUAAUGUUUAUAUAUAUUCAAUCAUUCUUUUGAAUACAUGUUCUAUUUAACACAUUCAUUAUCUUUUUUUUGUACAAUGUUUUUCAGGAAAUUUACAGGUAGUCUGACACACAUUACUCUUCAUUGUUAGCUAGAGUGACUUUUUCCAUUUUUUGUUAAAUAUGAUAAAACGUCUUGAUAGAAUUGUAGGUCUAGUGUACAUUAUUUACAUUUUUAUGUUUCUUUUUCCCUAUCACAAACUUGUACAUACCCAUCAGCUAAACCAGAGAAAUAAAAGAACUUAAAUGCCAGUUUUUGGACUAAGUCCAGAGAAAGAGUCUACUGUAUCUAAGUGUACUAUGGAAAAAUACAUGCAGAGAAAAAGAUUGUAGCAUUUUUUUAUUUUUUUUUUUUGGAAAUGUAGCUGUCAGUCUUUUUUAGUGCAGACUUUUGAAUUUUGUAUACACAAGUAUUAAUGUAAUUAGUUUGCCUGUUAUUUUGAUGCUGUGGAGCAGAUAUAGUAGUGAUGUAUAAUAUCCAGGUGAUGGAUUUAAAACUCUAUUCUAACUGAAAUUAAGAUUUUAUUUAAAGCAUUGGACUGUAUAUUAAAAGGAAUUAUAACUGUAUAUUAUAGUAAUUAAUUUGGGGAAUAAUUAUAUCUGAGACAGGCAUGUUGUAGUGGAUUUAUUGUAAAAGUGAAACUAUUUUUUACUCAAAAUAUUUGUCAAUAAACCUGGGUUUUGGCA
Molecule: messenger RNA, 2633 nt
Organism: Clarias gariepinus (North African catfish)
Lineage: Eukaryota; Metazoa; Chordata; Actinopteri; Siluriformes; Clariidae
Gene: esama
Product: endothelial cell adhesion molecule a
Exons: 7
Coding region: 457-1743 (428 amino acids)
Biological process (GO): homophilic cell-cell adhesion
Cellular component (GO): adherens junction; plasma membrane
Molecular function (GO): cell-cell adhesion mediator activity
Source: RefSeq, a predicted model, not a curated record